UCUUCUAUCCCGGCCGGAGAGGAGCGCGAGGGAUAUCUAUAUAUAAGGCUCGCUCUCGUCUGCGCGGCGGCGAGCGCGCUGAAGCAUUGAGGGUUCCCCUCCGUGCGAGCCGAGGCGGGAGACUGCCGUGCGCGGGCCCUGCAGAAAUGUGCGACAUGGACUCCUACAAGGUUCUUCUGGAUGGACCAGCACCAUGGGGGUUCAGACUGCAAGGGGGCAAGGACUUCAACAUGCCACUCUCCAUUUCCAGGCUCACCCCCGGGGGCAAGGCAGCCCAGGCAGGGGUUGGAGUUGGGGACUGGGUGCUCAGCAUUGAUGGAGAGAGCACCAGCACUAUGACCCACAUUGAAGCCCAGAACAAGAUCCGUGCCUGUGGGGACAAACUUUCCCUCAGCUUAAGCAAAGUCCAGAAUCUCCUAGGCAGACCUCAGAAGGAUGCACUCCCUUCUUCUCAGCCCCCCAAAUACAACUUCACUCCCAGUUCUGCCCUCAACAAGACAGCGCGUCCCUUUGGAGUUAACCCUGCUCCAAACUCUGAGUCCGGGCGGGUGACGAAACCCGUGCGGUAUGUUCCCCCUGCAUCCGUCUGCACCACACAGCACAAUGGGGUGACUGCUCACCCACCUGAGGUGAAGGCUGCGUCCCCAAAUCACCCCCCACCUGAUUAUGGAGAUUACUACCUGGAGGACCAGCACUCUCUGCGGCUGGUGAGCCUGCCGGCUUUCUUCCCCAGCGAUGCCAGUAAAAAGAGACUUAUUGAGGACACAGAAGACUGGCGACCACGGACUGGGAUUACUCAGUCUCCUUCCUUCCGCAUUCUGGCCCAUCUCACAGGCACAGAAUUCAUGCGAGACCCAGAUGACGAGCAUCUUAAGGCGGCCAGAGAAAAGUUUGUCCUGGAACUCCGGAGCCCCCGUUAUACUCACCUGCGUGACUGGCACCACCAGCGAUCAGCUACCUCUCUGAACGUGGUCUAAGACGCGUAGACUGAUCCUGUCUUACUCUUCUGACUCGACCCUUCUGUUGAUUGUAAUGCAAUGCAGAUGUUAUAUAGGGAGGGUACAUUUCUGUCUGUUUCCUUCUGGCUGUUGAGUGUAACUUGAAAAUAGGAAGCCCCCGCAACUCCUGGAAUGUAAUGAUUGAUCUGUGCUGGAGAAUUACUUAGUUAGGAACUAGAAAUAAGCAGGAGGCUUUUCGUUUAUGGACUCACACUUGGAAUUCCAUGCCUCACUUCCUGUCCUCAAUGGAAAGAAACUUUAGAAUCCAGCUUUACCAUUGGAGAGGAGGAUUAGUUUCCCCCACCUUAAAGAAAUGUUCUGGAAGAAGGAAGCUAUUUCCACUGAAGUGGGAAUUAUUUCCUUGUAUACUCAUAUUCUACCAAUGGAAGAUCUUCUGGAUUUCUCAGACUGGCCUUGUUUUUAUGAACUGUCAAGAGUUUUCCCUUCUGGAUAAGCAUGACAGGAAAAGAUGGCAUCUUUAGCCAUUUGUUUUGUUUCGGUUCUAUUGAUGACAUUUAUAAACUAGCCUUCUCCCAAGGAAUGUAAGAUCACACGCAUGGCUCUCUGUCCUUUCCUCACAAUGCAGUCAGAUGAGCUAGGUGCAGCAAGAAUGGCUGGCCCAAGGAAAUAUAGCGCAAUUUGUGUAAGCAUUGGAGUUUGAACCUAAGUAUCCAAUACCAGAUAGUUCUCAGUUCAACCAAUUCGGCAUAGAAUCUCAGAAAAGUAAGGGCUGUACAGUCCACCUUUGCCACUUUCGGAUAUAGUUUCUCAGCACUGGAAAUGAAGACAGACUCUUCGCCAGAUAACCCCCUUCUGCCUCUCCACAACUGUUAGAGAAAAGGGUCUCCCCUCCCAUCUUCCACCCUGCCAUGGCUAUCCUUUUCCUCUCCUUGUUCCCUUGGCUAUGAGUGUUGGUUUGUGUUUGCUACCUUCAGGGAAGGACAGACAUUCCUCUCUGGGUGGGCCGAUGAGAUCUUGAGAGAUGGCAAGACUAUCUUGCUGCCCAUUAUUUGAUUGGAGAUGUCUAUUUUGCACUUGAUCUAUAUACCAAGGCGCCUUAAUUUGCAAAAGACCACCAUGUUUGAGGAGUGCGAUAGAGAUGAUCUUGCUGGGAUCAGAGCAGACUCCGGAAGAGGGGUGAAUUGCUCUGGGUCUCCUUCUGCAUCUAGAAUGUCCUUUUCCCUCAUGGGGGGCACAUCUGUUGGCUACGACUCUACCGUUGUGAGAGUUUUAUCAAUGUUUGGUCUACAUGCAUGAUGCAGAAUUCAACUAUUAUCUGUACAGUGCUAUCACCACCCACACUUGAGUGCCUGAAAUGUAGUUAAGACCGGAUGGAGACUCACUUACUACUUUCCAUUUUGUAGUAAAAAUAAAUGCUUCUAUUCUCAUAUCUGGCUUCUGCCUAUUUAUUAUUGUAUAGGCAACUGAAACUAGAGAUGCUGAGUCACUGGUGAACUAAGCCAAGCUGUGGGUGAGGAAUUGUUCUUCAGUGCAGUAUCAGUCUAUGUGUCAUCUGAAAGGUCACUUAAGAUGCAGUUGAGAAAGUGGUCUCCACUCACUUGUAAGCCUGGGAGUUUUCUUAUUUUUUGGUGCUGGUUGACAUCUGUCUCCAUGCCCUGAGGGUUACGUCUGGAAGCACUAGAGGCUUGAUGGCCUCCGUGGCAACUGGCAACCACAGGCUUGUCCCAACGACUUCUGCUCCUAUGCAUGCAGAUGGGCCUAAUUGAACAUUAAUUUUCCUCACAAGGGUUGGGCUGUUAUCCUAUAUGUGGAUGGUUUAUUUCUCUCUCUGUUGUGAUCAGGUCAUUUCCUGGUCCAUUUGAGAUGUCCUGCCACUGAGGACUUCUGUGGACUAUUAUUAGAAUGGCCUGUCCAAGACAGGUUUCUGAGAGGUUCUUGAGAAAUUUCUCUGCACCCGAUAGGCAGUUCCAUUUAUUGCCAGGUUCACCUCUGGCAUCAGGAGGGUGAUUCAGCUUCCUUGACAAGAUUGCAUUCACUACUCCUAGAGUACAUCUUAGAUUAUUGAGGAACUCCAGAAGAGAUGAAACAGAAAAUGUGACACUUGGAGCGUUGAUGGAGAAAAUUUUACAAGGACUCAACCUGAGUGUGGGUGGGAGAUCAAACUCAAGCCUUUAUCAUGGCAGUAAAGAAGUGCAGUUCUCCAUUGUUGCAUGUUAGUCUGUUUGUUUAUAUCUUGCCUUUAUUAUUUUUACAAAUCAUUCAAGGUGGGGAACAUGUGCACCUUCCUCUUUCUAUUUUCUCACGACCACAACCCUGUGAGGUGAGCUGGGUUAAGGAGAGAGUGAAUGACUGCCUAAGGCACCCAGCUGCCUUUCAUGGCUAAAGGGGUGUCUAGAACUCACAGUCUCUGUUUUUUAGCCUGAUGCUUUAAUUAUUAGACCAAACUGGCAUUGGUGGACUGUUGAUUAGUAGCAUCAUUUAGUAAGUCUAGGGCUUUCUUGGGGAGCAUGAGUAGGUGUAGUUGCCUCCUAGCCAUUGUAGCUGUUUCAUACAGCAUUUUCUGAUAUAUUGACUCAAAGUUGCUGACGUUUUGACUCUUUAUGGUGGAUGUCCAAUGAGGUGACUCAGGUGAUACCUUACCAUAUUAUCCUUUUGGCCUGUAGACUCUUGAUGAUGUAACCUCUUGAUACACUGUGGUACUCACACGCCCUCACUUGCUUUGCAAGGUACUGGUGAGAGCAUAAUUGGCUGGAUUUGGAAGGUGGCAAUGCCAGCAGUUUUGGAGGAGGCUUUGCUGGAGCUUCUCCUUAAUAGAUUGUCCCUGCAUCUGGUUAUUUUUGACAGCUAUUUGACACCUCUUUUUAGGGAACGCUUUUGAGUGGGCGGUUGGGAACAGUUCUUACACAAUCAAAAACAAACAACCUGAUGCCACAUUUGGCUGUUAUCAAAACAUGGAUCAAAUGGAAACUUCCCAUUCCACCCAAAAGAGAGUCACUUGCAGGCAUGUACACUAAGCAGGUAGGAAUUUAAAUACUGAUUAGACUACAAGUAGAAAUUGCAUUGAACACUCAGCAAUUGCUGGAAUUCUUUUGCCAUGGCUUCUUAGACUUUCCGCAGUAAGUCUCAUGUUAUCAUACCUUUGGGUGAUUGUUUAUCUGUUCUAGUCCAGUCCACUGGGAAGAAGUUAGUCAAGGAUUCCAGUCUAGAAGACCAAUCUAGAAGAAGCAGAUUAUUUGAAUGUAUUUCAGUUAAAGUUCAGUUUUGAGCAUAGGACAGAGAUGGAGUUGGACUCAAACUGAUGGUUUUAUUGAGAUUUGCACAGAAGUAGUGGAUCCUUUAAAGGGACGCGGUGGCUCAGUGGCUAAGACACUGAGCUUGUUGAUCAGAAGGUCGGCAGUUCAGCGGUUCAA
Molecule: messenger RNA, 4369 nt
Organism: Thamnophis elegans (Western terrestrial garter snake)
Lineage: Eukaryota; Metazoa; Chordata; Lepidosauria; Squamata; Natricidae
Gene: PDLIM7
Product: PDZ and LIM domain 7
Exons: 9
Coding region: 147-977 (276 amino acids)
Biological process (GO): heart development; muscle structure development; actin cytoskeleton organization
Cellular component (GO): filamentous actin; adherens junction; stress fiber
Molecular function (GO): actin binding; muscle alpha-actinin binding
Source: RefSeq, a predicted model, not a curated record